CCUAAUAUCUGCCUCUGAGCGUUGUACUUCCUGUUUCCCAAGCUAUGAAUAUUGUGCCUGACCUGUGGCUCUUUAAUUCUGACAACUACGAAGUAUCAAGAAAUACCACCGAAUAGAUUAGUGCACAUCCCGUUUAAGUCGGAAACAAGUGUUGUACCUAGUCCUGAGCACGCGAAUGAAUGCACCAGAACAUACUGGAAUUUAACACGAGGUCCACGUCCACACAAACAUGAGUGCCUGUGGGGAUCAGAAGAAGCGCCCCUUUUCUGGCGUAGAAGACGUCCAAGAUUUACCGAUGGCCAAGAGGCGGCUUCGCGAGAAGGGCGAGAAACGGCACAUCGCCGCCCUGAUUCUGGCGAGGGGAGGCAGCAAGGGGAUCCCUCUAAAGAACAUCAAAUUGCUCGCCGGAUGCCCGCUCGUAGGCUGGGUGCUGAGAGCUGCAAUUGACUCCAAAGUAUUUGACAGUGUCUGGGUCUCCACGGAUCACAAGGAAAUUGAGAAAGUGGCAAAGGCGUGGGGCGCCAAGGUCCACCGCCGAAGCCCGGAGGUCUCCAAAGACUCCACCAGCUCCCUGGAAACCAUCCAGGAGUUUGUAUGCCUCAACCCCGAGGUGGACAUCAUCUGCAACAUCCAGGCCACGUCCCCCUGCCUGCACCCCUACCACCUGAAGGAGGCGCUGGAGUGCAUUACCAAGAACGGCUACGAGUCAGUCUUCUCCGUGGUCCGCAGGCACCACUUCCGCUGGCGAGAGGUCAAGACAGGAGGGUGCGCCUGCACGGAGCCCGAGAACCUGAACCCGGCCAAGCGGCCGCGGCGACAGGACUGGGACGGGGAGCUGGUGGAGAACGGCUCCUUCUACUUCUCCGCCCGUCACCUGAUAGAGAAUGGCAUGCUUCAGGGUGGAAAGAUGGCCUACUAUGAAAUGCUCCCAGAGUACAGCGUGGACAUCGACGUGGACAUCGACUGGCCCGUCGCAGAGCAGAGGGUCCUCAGGUACGGCUACUUCGGCAUGGAGAAGCUGGAGGCCAUCAAGCUCCUGCUGUGCAGCGUGUCGGGCUGCCUGACGGACGGGCAGGUGUACAUUUCGGCCAGCGGGGAGGAGAUGGUCUCCGUCAACACCCGGGACGAGACGGGCAUCCGGAUGCUGCAGAGGGAGGGGGUGAAUGUGAUCCUCAUCUCUUCCAGUGAGACCCCCGUGUCCUCCGGCCUGGCGAAGAGGCUGUUCCAGCGGACGGGCUGCAAGCUGAUGAAGCUCGCCGAGGCGGAGAAGCACAUGAAGCGCAAGAAGCUGAAAUGGAAGGAGGUGGCCUACCUGGGCAACGACGAGGCGGACGUGGAGUGUCUGAAGCGGGCGGGGAUGAGCGGGGUGCCCCCGGACGCCCCCGUGGUGGCGCUCAACGCCACCAAGUACACCUGCCGCAGCCCGGCGGGGCGGGGGGCGGUGCGCGAGUUCGCCGAGCACAUCCUGCUGCUGAUAGAGAAGGCCAGGUCCAAGAUGGCGCAGGACAGGAUCUGCAGGGAUCAGUUCUGAGGACUCCUGACGCCCCUCUGCUAAAGGCUGAAGGCUCAUCACAUCUCCUUUGGGCCGUGGGGGUGUGCUCACACAGGGCUCUCUUACGGAAAUGGAAUAUACCACACACACACACCUACACACACACCUACACACCUACACACCUACACACCUACACACCUACACACACACACUGUGUAUUACACAGACACACAAGUAUACAUACACGUAUACAUUUAAAUAGAUGUGCAAUGUUUUAAAAAUAUUAUUUCACAGCGGUGCAUGUAGAAAAAUGUACUACAAUAUCGGAAACUGAAGAUCUUUAUAAGUGCUGCAGUACAACCGGAGUAUAUUUUGGUGCAGUAUCUUCCAUUUCCCUUGGGGCUCAUUCUCACUGAAGGAAUGCACACAUAAAUGACCGUUUGCAAAACUGCACCUUGUUUUAUUCUGAAAGUAUUUUAGUUGAAUGUAGAUCUCUUGACAAUUUAGACCGCAGGCCAACAGACUCUUCAGACUGUUCGCCCCUUGUCUGUAGACUCCGUUAGCCCUGACAGCAGGGAACAGAGUCAGUUCAUGUGAAGAUGUCCAGUCUGAUUACGUCUUUUGCUUGUCUGUGUGUGUGUGUGUGUGUGUGUAUUCGAGACAUUCACCACCAUGACGGCUGUUUGUCAAAAUGAGACUUCGUCUUAAAGGAUAACACUGGUAAUUUAUUUGCUUUCAGUAUCGUCAACAAAUCCUAUGAAAACACCAAAACCAAAAAUGUUUCUGUCCAACUCUCAGUACUUUUUGACAUCUUCCUUCCCCAUUUAAGCAUUCAACCAGGAAAGCCAUUUGUUGUUGCAGUACACUGAAGUCAUUAAAUACAGUUCAGAAAGGCGUAUUUUCAUUUUCAGAAAAUGCAACCUAUAAUCACGAAAAAAACAUGGCCAGUGUAGUUUACCAAAUUUUAUACAAAACGGAGCAAAUUUUUAAUUUCGGUGGGGACUAUUUCACUAUUUUGCUGCUGCACGGAACUACUCUCCAUAUAUAUCGAAAAAGCUAUCGUUCUCACUUUAUAAGGUGGUUCAGUAAAUUUUCAGUGGUUCAGUUCAGGUUCUUUGCAAUGGUGAAUUAUGCAGACCAAAGCAGCAGUAUGCGUCUUUGACUUGUUUUAAUACUUUAUUGAACAACAAUGGAGUUCUAUGACUUCCAGUAUAUUGCCGUUGGCUAGAUGGACAAAUAAUUGUUAGUCGGAUAAAGGCAGUUUGAGGGAAACCGGUCUUUUCAUAGCUGUUGACGAUACCUUUAAACAAAAGCAAGACUUAGGCUCUGACCGGUCCGUUCUGUUCAUUAUACUAAACUGCCUGAACAAAGACCCUUGUUUGCUUAUGUACACUACUGAACACUGAGUGAGUAUGUUGGAGUUUUACUGUGAUAGCAGAUCUUGUUUUCUGUAAUAUUUUACAAAUCAAUCAAAAAAUGUUUCUGUGCUCUUAUCUUUAUUGGUAAUUGGUUGGUACUGGAAAUAGGGAGAAAUUUUAAAAAUGGUUUUAUUUGCUGGUGCAAUGGAGAAAAAACAAUACCGUUGUACUUGCAGUACAUUAUUUUAUUGUAAAAUCAAGUCGGCACACAAGUAACUAAUUUUUAUUUGAAUGUUUAAAUUCAUUUUAAAUAAAUCACUUUACUGGAA
Anguilla rostrata (American eel) is the source of this 3179-nucleotide messenger RNA. It is a transcript of the gene cmasa, whose product is annotated as cytidine monophosphate N-acetylneuraminic acid synthetase a. Lineage: Eukaryota; Metazoa; Chordata; Actinopteri; Anguilliformes; Anguillidae. Bases 230 to 1531 code for a protein of 433 amino acids. The record is from RefSeq and is a predicted model, not a curated record. The transcript is spliced from 8 exons. Gene Ontology annotation, molecular function: N-acylneuraminate cytidylyltransferase activity.